UUGCUGACAUAUUUACCGGCUUUGCAGUUCCUGAUUCAAGAUGACUAAGGGAACCUCCAGCUUCGGAAAGCGCCACAACAAGUCGCACACUCUGUGCAGACGGUGCGGCCUGCGAUCCCUCCACAUCCAGAAGCACACAUGCGCUUCGUGCGGUUACCCAGCUGCCAAGAUGCGCAAAUAUAACUGGAGUCAAAAGGCCCUUCGACGAAGAACCACGGGUACCGGCCGUAUGCGUUACCUCAAGUCUGUCGACCGCAAGUUCAAGAACGGAUUCCAGACCGGUGCUCCCAAGGGUGCCCGGGGCCCAGAGAAGGCAUAGACAAUUUCAACCCUCCUUUAUAUCCCCCCCUCUCUUUCCUUCGGAGUUCGAUGAAGAUG
Messenger RNA from Microsporum canis CBS 113480, 378 nucleotides. Its product is annotated as 60S ribosomal protein L37. Gene Ontology annotation, cellular component: cytosolic large ribosomal subunit; ribosome. The transcript is spliced from 4 exons. The record is from RefSeq and is a predicted model, not a curated record. NCBI's taxonomy places the organism in Eukaryota, Fungi, Ascomycota, Eurotiomycetes, Onygenales, Arthrodermataceae. Bases 41 to 319 code for a protein of 92 amino acids. Gene Ontology annotation, biological process: translation. Gene Ontology annotation, molecular function: structural constituent of ribosome; RNA binding.